Notolabrus celidotus (New Zealand spotty) is the source of this 2765-nucleotide messenger RNA. It is a transcript of the gene gphnb, whose product is annotated as gephyrin b. Gene Ontology annotation, cellular component: postsynaptic specialization; postsynaptic membrane; cytosol. The transcript is spliced from 27 exons. Lineage: Eukaryota; Metazoa; Chordata; Actinopteri; Labriformes; Labridae. The record is from RefSeq and is a predicted model, not a curated record. The coding region runs from base 7 to 2499 and encodes 830 amino acids. Gene Ontology annotation, biological process: postsynaptic neurotransmitter receptor diffusion trapping; Mo-molybdopterin cofactor biosynthetic process; glycine receptor clustering. Gene Ontology annotation, molecular function: molybdopterin molybdotransferase activity.
CUGAACAUGGCGUCAGACGGGAUGAUUUUAACGAACCACGACCACCAAAUCCGGGUCGGAGUCUUGACAGUGAGUGACAGCUGUUUUCGAAACCUCGCAGAGGACCGCAGUGGCGUCAACCUCAAAGAUCUCGUCCAUGAUCCCUCCCUGUUGGGGGGGAUGAUCUCGGCCUACAAGAUAGUGCCAGAUGAGAUAGACGAAAUUAAGGAGACUCUGGUGGACUGGUGCGAUGAAAAGGAACUUAACCUCAUCCUUACCACCGGAGGCACAGGCUUUGCACCGAGAGACGUCACACCAGAGGCCACUAAGGAGGUGAUAGAGCGCGAGGCUCCGGGGAUGUCUCUUGCCAUGCUGAUGGGGUCUCUCAACGUCACACCGCUAGGCAUGCUCUCCAGACCUGUGUGUGGUAUCAGAGGGAAGACGCUCAUCAUUAACUUACCAGGAAGCAAGAAAGGCUCCCAGGAAUGCUUCCAGUUCAUCCUGCCAGCGCUGCCGCACGCCAUCGACCUCCUGCGGGAUGCAGUGGUGAAGGUAAAGGAGGCGGUGGAUGAGCUGGAAGACCUGCCGUCGCCACCACCGCCUCUUUCGCCGCCGCCCAACAGUUCGCCACGUCGCCAGACAGAGGACAAGGGCGUGCAGUGUGAGGAAGAGGAUGAGGAGAAGAAGGAUAGUGGCGUGGCGUCCACCGAGGACAGCUCGUCCUCACACAUCACUGCUGCAUCCAUCGCCGCCAAGAAGAGUCUGCUGUUUCUGUGGAUGAAUGUCACUGUCCUGGACCCUGCUUCAUGGCUCUGUUGUCACGGUAACAUCCCACCUCAUUGUCCAGUCACAGACGGAUGUUUGAUCCCAGACUCCAUCAUCUCACGGGGUGUGCAGGUGUUGCCCAGGGAUACAGCCUCUCUCAGCACCACGCCCUCGGAGUCACCCCGCGCCCAGGCCACCUCCCGCCUCUCUACCGCUUCCUGUCCCACACCCAAAGCGCGGCUCCCCUCCUGUUCAUCUACCCUAAGCAUUGCUGAGGCCUCACGGAGAGAAUUCAGGGCUCACCUGGAUGAGGUCAUCACGCUCAAGUCAAGGUACUCUACCUUGGACCAGCUCCAGUGUAGGUUGGAGGGGCUUAAAGAUGAUCGCAGGAGGACCUUCAGCUCUCGAGUGCAGUCACGAUGCAGCAGCAAAGAAAAUAUCCUAAGAUCAAGUCACAGUGCGGUGGACAUCACCAAGGUGGCCCGAAGGCACCGCAUGUCCCCUUUCCCCCUCACCUCCAUGGACAAGGCCUUCAUCACUGUGCUGGAGAUGACCGCCGUCCUGGGCACCGAGAUCAUCAACUACAGAGAUGGGAUGGGUCGAGUCCUGGCUCAGGACGUUUAUGCCAAAGACAACCUGCCUCCAUUCCCUGCUUCUGUUAAGGAUGGUUAUGCUGUGAGAGCGGCUGACGGCCCAGGCGACCGCUUCAUCAUCGGAGAAUCCCAAGCUGGAGAGCAGCCCACCCACACAGUGAUGCCUGGCCAGGUGAUGAGGGUGACGACGGGUGCUCCCAUUCCAUGCGGGGCUGAUGCUGUAGUCCAAGUGGAAGACACAGAGCUGCUCCGAGAGUCUGAAGACGGCACAGAGGAGCUGGAGGUACGAAUCCUCGUACAGGCUCGUCCUGGGCAGGACAUCAGGCCCAUCGGUCAUGACAUUAAGCGUGGGGAGUGUGUGCUUGCAAAGGGCACCCACAUGGGCCCAUCUGAGAUCGGUCUGCUGGCCACUGUGGGAGUCACGGAGGUAGAGGUCCAGAAAUUCCCUGUGGUAGCCGUCAUGUCAACAGGGAAUGAGCUGCUGAACCCAGAAGACGACCUCCAUCCUGGGAAGAUCAGGGACAGCAAUCGCUCCACUUUGCUGGCUACUAUCCAGGAACACGGCUACCCCACCAUCAACCUGGACAUCGUGGGAGACAACCCCGAUGACCUUCUCAAUGCUCUGAAUGAAGGCAUCAGCCGUGCUGAUGUCAUCAUCACCUCAGGAGGAGUGUCCAUGGGAGAGAAGGACUACCUAAAGCAGGUGCUGGAUAUUGAUCUUCAUGCUCAGAUCCAUUUUGGUCGUGUUUUCAUGAAACCAGGUCUCCCAACAACAUUUGCCACCUUGGACAUGGAUGGUGCUCGCAAACUAAUCUUUGCCCUCCCAGGAAACCCCGUGUCCGCUGUUGUCACCUGUAAUCUUUUUGUCAUCCCUGCCUUGAGGAAGAUGCAGGGCAUUUUGGACCCUAGACCUACCAUCAUUAAAGCGAGGUUGUCUUGUGAUGUGAAGUUAGACCCUCGCCCUGAAUACCACCGCUGCAUUCUGACAUGGCAUCACCAGGAGCCUCUGCCGUGGGCACAGAGCACAGGGAACCAGGUGAGCAGCAGGCUGAUGAGCAUGCGCAGUGCUAACGGGCUCCUGAUGCUACCUCCCAAAACAGAGCAAUACGUGGAGCUGCACAAGGGCGAGGUGGUCGACGUCAUGGUCAUCGGCCGGCUAUGAUGUCAUCACGGAGGGACGGAGCGUCGGCGUCAUAUAGCGAGGGUUGGAAUGGAUGGUUCACGGUGCAUGUCCACAUAUCAUUGACUAUUCUGUAAUAUGCAACGGCACAGCUAGUUUUUAUUGAUUUGGAUAACGUUGAGGUAUAGUCAACAUCUUGAUCACAACCUAGAUACAUAUGAAAAAAUUAAUUUAAAAAGAUUAUAGUAUUUCAAACAAAGAAAAUAUAACUUUUAAUGAAAAAAUCUAAUUAUAAAAAGAGAUUUAUU